GUCACGUGAACAGAGAAAGGCGAUUUAGUCAGAUGACCUGUCCCAGGAAGAGGCCAAGAUGGAAAGCCGGUGAAAGGGAAAAGGAGAAGAGAUCAGUGGUGGGGCUGCAACAAUGUCCACCAGGAGGUUGCGCAGCGAAGACUACAAUGACUACAGCUCAACAGAAGUGACGCCUGAUGGCAGCCCCCCAGAAGGCCUAAGCAACUUCUCCAGACCAUCCUCCUACCAGCGGUUUGGAGAAGCAAAUGGGACGACAUGGCUUCAAACCUUAAUACACCUAUUGAAAGGGAAUAUUGGCACAGGCAUGUUGGGGCUCCCGUUGGCCAUCAGAAAUGCUGGCGUUGUGAUGGGCCCUAUCAGCUUGCUUGUGAUCGGAAUAAUCGCAGUGCACUGUAUGCACAUCCUGGUGAAGUGUGCCCACCACUUCUGCAACAAACAUCAGAAACCAUUUGUGGAUUACGGGGAUGUUGUGAAGCAUGGGCUGGAAGCCAGCCCCAGUGCGUGGCUUAGGAAUCACUCCAUCUGGGGAAGGUACCUAGUAGUUUUUUUCUUGAUCCUCACUCAGCUGGGAUUCUGCUGUGUGUAUUUUGUAUUCCUGGCUGACAAUCUAAAACAGGUGAUCUCUUCUGCCAAUGGUACAACCAACGACUGCAGUGCCAAUGAAACAGCGAUUAUGGCUCCAACCAUGAGCUCCCAGUUAUACAUCCUGUCCUUGUUGCCGUUUGUGAUAUUGCUCGUCUUCAUCCGGAAUCUCAAGAUACUUUCCAUCUUCUCCAUGCUAGCCAAUCUUCUCAUGAUUAGCAGCCUGAUAAUGGUCUACCAGUACAUUGUCAGGGACAUUCCAGAUCCUUCCCAUCUGCCUAUGGUGGCUCCAUGGAAGACCUUUCCUCUGUUUUUCGGCACAGCCAUCUUUGCUUUUGAAGGCAUUGGAGUGGUGCUCCCUCUAGAAAACAAGAUGAAGUCCCCUCAGCAUUUCCCCAUCAUCCUCUAUGUGGGAAUGGGAAUUGUCAGUAUUCUCUACCUCACCUUGGGAACACUGGGAUACUUACGCUUUGGAACCAACAUCCAGGCCAGCAUAACCCUAAAUCUGCCUAACUGUUGGUUGUACCAGUCUGUCAAGCUGCUCUACUCCAUUGGGAUCUUCUUCACUUAUGCACUGCAGUUCUACGUCCCUGCAGAAAUCAUAGUUCCGGUGGCCGUCUCUCGGGUCUCCGAACGCUGGGCGUUAUGGGUAAAUCUGCUGCUGAGGGCAUUCCUGGUUUGCAUAACAUGUACGCUGGCAAUCCUGAUUCCGCGACUGGACAUUGUGAUCUCUCUGGUGGGUUCGAUUAGCAGCAGCGCCCUGGCCCUGAUCCUCCCACCCCUCCUGGAGAUUGCCACCUACUACUCCGAGGGCAUGCACCCGCUCGCCAUCGCCAAAGAUCUCCUUAUCAGCUUCAUAGGUUGUGCUGGAUUUGUGGUGGGGACCUACGAGUCUCUCUGGCAACUCAUUGUCCCAGUUGUUUCCAAUGCCACCAGUGCCUCACAGUGACAUUUUAACCUGUCACGUCUUCAUGGUGAUGGAAUCUUUAGGCAGCUUGUUUGAAUCUUGAUUUUUUUCUGGGAGCAACUGCAGUGCCUCGUUGCUCCUUCUUGCUUCCCAGACGUAUUUAUUUUGCAGAUACAAGGGCGAGGCUGAAAUGGGAAAAGACAGGGGCUGGAUCUUUAUCUGUACUCCUUUGGGUUCACGUUUGGUGUUGAUUUAAGCACAUGCGACAUCCUUCUGGAUCCAGAGCAAUGAAUGUGUGGGGAAUUAAGUAUCCCUGUACUCCUCAAAAGCUGUUCUGAUGAAGCCCUUUGAGUGUCAGCUUCCCAGCCCUUACACGACGAGCGCAGCCGCCACCAUCUUGAGAUCUGAAGCACUUCUGUCUGACGGCUUGCAUCAAGCUUGAACGGUAGAUCUGAGUUCUGUAAAUUCCUCCAUGUGAAAUAUUUAUUAGUGAAAGCGGCGUAUGCCUUGGGAAUGGCAGCAAGCGCAGAAUGGGGGAGAGGCAAAUGGAAGCCUGCUAUCAUUUUUAUUAUUAUUAUUAUUUAAAAAAACCAAUAGAUGCCAUUCUUUAGUCCUACCAGUCCUUCUUUGCUCCUCUGCCCUUCUCUGCAUUUUGCUAAUAGUGACAGAGUCAUAAGCAAGCUCAGGCAACACAGAACGUUAUGAUCAGUUGCACAUCGUAUCCUCGGAUAUCAGUCGGACUGUAGGCAAAAGAUGGCGUGAAAGCAGUUUUGUGUUGCUGAGUCCAGCACUUUCGCCGCUUGACCUCAUGGCAGAGUUGAUACUGAGUACGCUGAGAUUAAGGUAUGUGUAAGAUUUGUGCAUGGGAUAUGGAAGCAGUUUUACAGAGAGGUGAUUUUAUUUAUGGUUGUACAGUUGCAAUGGCGGAAGGUCAGCCGUAAGAUGCAGGCCAUCCUCUCUCUCUUGUGAAUUCUUUUGCAAUGGGAGUGACAGCGGGCAUUCACUUAACAUAAAUUUUGAACCAGUGGGCAGCAACGACCAGAGAAAACGUAUAGAAAUCAAAGCGGUUGAUGCUGUGCCCUGGUCAUAACCCAUUAAGAAGCAAACUUGAGUGUAAACAGGGGCAUUUUACAUGAACACGCACACGUCGACAAGAAAAACACAAGGGCACGAAGCCAUGGGAAGUUUUCUAUCUCACUUCUGGCUCAUGUGCACAUACUGGGAGCGUUCUAGCAAUGCACAUGGCUCUUCAAGAUGUGUAAAUGCUCUAAAAUUCAAGUGUGCAAUCCUCACAUAUGAUGAGUACUUGUGGGUUUUUUACUACAUUUGUUGGGUCAAAUGUCAUAUGGGAAGAGACCCAGAAAAGCUAACCAAUCAAGGAAAAUAAAUGAAUAAAAUGGUUCUGUGUGCACAUGAAGGUCCUUACUUUUUAAAGAAACCUUUGCACUUUUCCUGCCCGCUGCUAUAUUAUUUUGUCACUUUCCUGCUGACAUAGGUGAUAGGUUGUAUCCAGUGCUGUCAGUCCACCAGAGGAAUGGAAACUGCUGGCAGAACAAAUUCCUUCCCUCCCACUGUGGCUGCCUCUGCCCCCCCCCCCCCCCCCGGCGUGCCUCCAGAUCUACUCUGGAGGGUUGGGAGACCCUCCGGAGCAGGUUUGGAGAUUGUGCAUUGGGAGGAGAGCAAGCAGAAAUCCUGAUUCACAUGUGGCUGGCCCACUUAUGUGCCACUGGGUGGGGUCCUAUGAAGUGAGAUUGUACUGAUAAGCCAAAUGGAACGUGCCAGCUUGCUUUGACCAAGAACUGUCUUAUUUUGCCUAAAAUAUAAGACUUUGCAUGUGUUACUUAUGAAACCCGAAGAUAACAUUUACAGCGCAACCCUAAGCAUGUUUUACUCAGAAGUAACUCCCAUAGAGUUCAGCAGAACCUACUUCCACAUACAUUUGCAUAGGAUCACAGCUGUAAUGUUUUAAGAAGCCCUUCAUAGCGCAAACAAACCAAGGUUAUUUAAGUUUUGCUCCUAGGAAUAUUUUAAUUUGUGUUAUGGCAUGAAUUAACCAAUCAUUUUUUUUAAUAUAACUUUUUCCAGUUUCUAAAGCUGGAACACAUUCAGAUUGCAUUACGGUAACGAGUGCUUUUAUCCAAGUAGCUGAGGCUUCCAAGCAGCAGGCUUAGACUACAACCCCAUACACAUUUACCUGGAAGUAGCGCUGUUGAAUUCAAUGGGGCUUACUUUUGAGUAGGCAUGAAUAGGAUUGCACUGACAGUUUCUCAACUAAACAGAUGAAGGUAUGGUGCAUAUUGUAGCGAGAGCUUUUCUCUUUUAGAGUACUCAAGCAGCGCAGGUGUGAAGCCCACUCUCUGACUUCCUAUAGCCACAGAAUGAGGUUAGGGGUGAGGGAUUUCGUGAGUACCCACAGAUGGUUUUUCAAAGAUGGCACUCCAGUGUUUGUAUAAACACUUAGUGUUACUCAAAUGUAACAGUGAUCUGAGAACUGCUUUAAUUUUUUAUUUAAAUAUGAUAUAUCCUGGCUUUAAAUAUGUAAUCAUGAUGCUUUAUUGACUUCUCUCCACUUCCUAAUGCUAUUGAUACUGUUGUCAGAGAAAUGCAGGUUACCUAGGGUGACCAUGUGAAAAGGAGGGCAGGGCUCC
Elgaria multicarinata webbii is the source of this 4137-nucleotide messenger RNA. Its product is annotated as proton-coupled amino acid transporter 1-like. The record is from RefSeq and is a predicted model, not a curated record. Gene Ontology annotation, molecular function: amino acid:proton symporter activity; glycine transmembrane transporter activity; L-proline transmembrane transporter activity. Gene Ontology annotation, biological process: proline transmembrane transport; proton transmembrane transport; glycine transport. The transcript has 11 exons. Bases 113 to 1531 code for a protein of 472 amino acids. Lineage: Eukaryota; Metazoa; Chordata; Lepidosauria; Squamata; Anguidae.